UUCUCUGCAUUUGUCUGGUUGUGCUUCGUGUUUCAAGUGCACUGCGGAAGAUAUUGAUAAAAAUUUGUACAAUUGGUGUACUAAUUGAGAAAAUGUGUAUAUGAAAUUGAAAAUUGCAAUUGUGCGUCAUUUAAAUCAAAAGUGAAGUGAUAAAGUGUAGCUUGGGAAAUGUGUGGGACCUUUUAUACUGCGUUUGAGAUAGCAGAGAUAGCAGUAACAGCAGCAGGCAAAAUAAAAGCAGAGAUUUAUGUUCGCAACAGUGAACGUCGCUGCCUAUAAUUACUAAAGGCAUUGUUUUUGGAGGGGAGGUGGGGUAUACGUCGCCGGAACUUGCAGCACUAGCACUUCCUUAAAUGCAACAACAACAGAGGAAGCAGCUAAAAUGGAAUGCUCCCAAAUUGAUUUAUAUGAGUUUCUAACAGAAGCAGAAUUGCAACAUUAUUAUAAUGCAAUCAAAAAUGAACUGAAAAUUACAAAUGCUGCCCACGUCAAAUAUGCGACUGACGAAGACCUCAAGCACAUUGGACUGUCUCGCCCAGAAAUACGUCGUCUGCGCAAAUACUACGAGAAGCACUUUCCACAUGGCUAUCUGAGUAAAAUAAAGCGCUUACUACAAGCGCCGGCCACAAUCGUCAAGCGUGACGCCGGCGAUGGCAGUACAACACUUUCAAAUGCAUCAUUGCAUAGCGCAGCGGAGUCGCCUUCUACAGCGCGCACCGCCAACUCACCCAGCAAGGCACCAAAUAACAAGCAUAUAAUACCAGCCGAUUCUAUAACGGUGAAUAAACAACUGGGCACUGGCGAAUUUGGCAUUGUACAACAGGGCGUGUGGACCAAUGGCACGGAAAGGAUUCAAGUUGCCAUUAAAUGCUUGUGCCGCGAGCGUAUGCAAUCGAACCCUAUGGAGUUUCUGAAGGAGGCCGCCAUAAUGCACUCUAUUGAGCAUGAAAAUAUUGUGCGUUUGUAUGGUGUUGUUUUGGCCACAGACUCUUUGAUGCUGGUUACAGAGUUGGCGCAUUUGCGUUCUUUAUUGGAAUGCCUAAAAGAUCCCGGUUUGCGCAUAAACUUUCUUACAAUUCCAACGCUUUGCGAAUUCGCCAUGCAAAUCUGCAACGGUAUGCGUUACUUGGAAAAUAAGCGUCUUAUACACAGAGACCUCGCUGCGCGCAACAUAUUGGUUUUCAGCAAAGAUAAGGUUAAAAUUUCCGAUUUCGGACUGUCACGAGCUUUGGGUGUAGGCAAAGACUAUUACAAGACAAAUUUUAAUGUCAACCUAAAACUUCCUAUUGCCUGGUGUGCACCCGAGUGCAUCAACUAUUUGCGCUUCACCAACGCCUCAGAUGUUUGGGCUUAUGGUGUUUGCCUCUGGGAAAUGUUUUCCUAUGGAUUUCAACCCUGGGCUGCACUUACCGGGUUGCAGAUACUUGAAGCUAUAGAUGCACCAAACUAUCAGCGCCUCGAGCAACCUGACUGCUGUCCGCAGGAAUAUUACACGCUCAUGGUAAAAUGUUGGCAAGAUGACCCCGUAAAACGUCCAAAGUUCACGGAAAUCUACGAGCUACUGCCCGAUAUGAAGCCCGAGCAGUUGAAAGCGGUUGUGCAUUGUUUGGAGCCCAAGAAGGAUCAUUUAUUGUAUCGACAAGGCGAUAUCAUAACAGUACUUGACCGCAACACGGGCACACCGUUUUGGAAGGGCGUACUUACAUCGGGGAAGACGGGAUUCUUCAACCCCUCAAAUACCGUUGCCUAUUUAGAAGGUUUACCCACUGCUAACCGGGAUUCAUUUUGUCGCACCAGUGAACGCAUUAGCAAACGCAAAUUACGCACAGAAAUGAUAUCAAAGCCGCAGAAUGAUUUCAAACACACCGGACAUGUAGGCAUCGAUGGCGACUCAUUCGGCGAUAUAGCAUUUCUUGGCAAUUCGCAAAAUUACAAUCACGUGCCACGGCAAAUAGUUACACCUUAUAAGCCAUCGGAAGAUAUCGAGCAAACACCACUUUUACUGCCACCGACACCAACCAGUCCCGAUUCCUUACAAACUGCCAGUGGUUAUUUCCCCGAAGAGGGCCAUGGCACCUCAAUGAACCCCACAUUCAUCUCCUCAACGGAAAACACACCCAAGCAUUUCAAUACUGGCAAUGGUGGACAGUCAUCGUUCGAAUUUCCCGGCCAACAGUCACUCAGCAAGUCCUUCAAUCCAUUUACCCAUAAGGGUGACGAUGAAGUUAUGCGUAGUGGUGGCACACUCGCUAUGCAAAACAACAAUUACGGUCUAGAUAGUCAAGGCUUCCAAGGAGACGUAGCUGCGGGUAGUUCGCAGCAAUGGCGUGACGCCGGCAAGAACGGCGGCAGUAGUGAGGAUCCGCACGAAUACCAUGAAAUUUCCGAUGACGAAAUGACUGCUGACAAAUUAGACUUCGGACCGUCACUGCUGGAUGAAAUCAACUCGAUGUUUGGCUCCAUGAGCGCCAGCACAAGUGCGGCCGCAUCGAAAUCGUCCGAUUUUGAGCACACAAACAAAAAGAACGAAUUCGCCGAAAUCACUUCGAAAUUGGUGGGUAAAAGUGGUGAUAGUAACAGCAGCAAGUUCGGCACAUCCUCGAAAAAGAAGUCAUCGGGCACUGUCAAACCCAUAUCGGUGAAAGAUGAGCGCAUUUUGAAUCAAGCGAUCGAAAUCGCUAACGAAAUCAGCGCGAGGUCCAUGAAUGAUCUAGUUUGCGACCAAUCGUCCAAUACACAAAGUCCAAAACGUAAAUUUAGUUUCCGAUUUCCGCAUUUAACGAGUAGCGGCAGUAAUGCCAGUGACAAGGCGUCUGGCGGUAAUUCCUCGCCGACAGGGGGCAGCGCGAAUGCAAACGCAGCAGGACAAAAGUCCUUAUCGCCGUAUUCGAAGAAGAAAAAUUUCACUGAACAACUGGAGAGCAUACCCGAUUUACAGCGAUUUCGCUCCUUAAGUGAAAUCAAGAAUGUUAACGGUCCCGAUUUGCGCAUACCAAUUUUCGAUAAAGAAAGUUCCGAUUUUUGUUUUGAAAAAUCGCGUGAAAUAUUAAGUCGUCCAUUAAGUUUAGAUCCACCGCCGUCCCUAACUCAAAGCUCCACAUCGCCCUCUUCCGCACUCGAUUCGCAAUCGCAUCGUUCUGUGCGAAAUCAAAAAAGUAUCAGCGAGAACAUUAUGGAUAUCGAGAAUACGUUGAAGGCGCUUAAUUUGGAUUUCAUGCACACCUACACGGAAUUGGACAAAACCGACUCGGAUGAGACCUUGCUAAACGAACAGUUCUCCAAUAUCGUAUCGUCGAUCGAGGAUGAAAUCAGUAGCGCCACCGGCAGUCUCAAAUCCGCUAUCUACAAUUACAGCAAUGGCGUACAGACGAUGUUCGAUUUCAAUGCCGCGACCAGUCAUUUGGACAAGCACUUGCAAUAUAUCAAUACACAGAGCCAUGCGCAGGCGCAGUCGGCACUAGGUGAUCUAAUGCAGGACCAGAAAAUGGCCGAAGACAAACGCUCCAGCACACCCGACACGGGGUUUGCCUCGCGUGACACGAACAUCUCGCUUUCGCGACGAAGCAGCCAAAAAUCAAAUUACAGUCCACAGGAAAACUACUACAGUCCCAAAGAAACAGCGACGUUGGGCCCUAGCGGCAGUAGCAACAGCUAUAUGACGCAUAGGGAUGAUAGCCUGCAGCUCGCAACAGAACGCUUCAGCGCCACGAAAUAUGGCAACUGCGUUUCACCAAAUAAAACGUCUGCUCUGAAUGCGAGCAAUACUUCGGUGUACUCCAGCAAUCAGCUUAAGAGCAGUGCUUGCGCUUUGGCCAUUAUCGAUGCCGAACAAUAUAAAGAGAGUGGUCACCGUCAGCGCUCCAUGUCUUUCACCGACAAUCCAAUGAACCCCAUCUCGCCGGUGCUGUCCGAACCACAGCAGCGCUUGAAACGCCGCUCUACGCACUCGGCUAUGGAGAAUCGCACUUCACACAAACCGCAUGUGCGCAGCGCUUCAUCUUAUAAACCGCGUUCCAUACGCGCACGCACAUUGCGCCGUCUCAGCUACAAUCCCAUCAUAUUGGACUCGAGCUCAUCAAGCGACGAUGACCCAAUAAGCGAUUGCAAUCCCAGUAUUGCGCGUUCGGAGUGCGACAUACGCGCGCGUGUCUCCUCACUCUAUCGACGCCGCCGACCAGCAAGCGGUGGCAGUGUGGCUGGCAAUGGUGUAGCACACAAAUUGCUGACUCCCGGCUGGCAGGACGAUGACGCGACGGAGUUGACCACGGUAUCACAGAAGAAGUUGUACGGUUCAAAUGUAAGCAUAAAGUCGGCGCCGCACUACAAUUACGGUGCGCGCGGCAUGUCGCACCAUUACAGUCGUCAGCUGGAGGAACAAUUUGCCUACGAAGACCGUAUUUAUGACUUUGGCGGUGGGCGCGGACCGGGUAAUAAUUAUAGCGGUAGUGUAGCGCCCACUAUGGGAGGUCUAACAAGAGGCAUGGACAUGAAUGGUAGCAGUGGUCGCGUUGGCAAUAGCGUAGUUGGUAUGGGUUUGGGUGGUGGCGGUGGCUCCGGUUCCGGUUCAUCCUCGGCUACAUCAUCGGCGCCACCAUACAAUAGCGGCGCCCCUAUCACCAGCAUGGGAAGCGCUGGUGAACGUAGUUUCAGCGCGCUCAGCGGCAUCAGUGCGCGUAACGCAGUCUUCCAUGAAUUCGAUGUCAGUCGUUUGACCGGCAAAAGUCCCACUUCCAACUUCGCCAAUUCGUCGCCGGAGGAGCGUAACCGCGCACAUCCCUCGCCGCCCAAGUCCUUGCCGCUGCCGCCGUUACCGCUGUUGAAUACGGCAGCGCCAGCUGCAGGACCUGGCAUCGCAACGUCACUGCAGAAAAGUUUAGGCAGCGCUAAGCAGCAAAUGGAAUUCCACUGGCCGGAGAAGAUACAUGCGUCAACGGUGAAGCAGAAUGAGUUGCUCUGGCGACAACAGCAGCAGCAGCAACAACAACGGCCACAAAGCAAAACGUCUGCCAAACAUCAAUCGCACAACGCGUUCUUGGGCAGCAUGCGCGUGAGCAGCGCGACUGCCGGCGUUGCACUGGGCGGCGCCGGUGGCAUCCCCGGCGAAGCGUCCUACACGAGCGACAGUUCUUCCAGCGAUAGCGAGGAGUUCGCUUUUCGCACCGAGUUCAUACCUCACGUACCACCAAGCCCAGCUCCAUAACUAAGAAAAAUGCUGAGAUAUUUUUUUAAUUUACUUUUUGGCAAUGUGUUGGACGAGCAGCAUUAAGCCGAAGAAGUGUUGAGAAUUGAAAGUACAGUAAUGUGAAGAAUUGAAUUAGUUAUAAGCAAUAUAAUACAUAUUCAAAGCAGUAUUUUAUUGUUGUACAAAAACAAAAGUAUCAAAAGUAUAUGUUCUAAAGCAACGAAAACGCUACUUGUUGCAACAGCAGAAAAUUGUUGAAAGCCCUCAAGCAUAAGUAUGUAUAUAAUUAAAUGUUACAUUGCAGCGACCGCUGUUAACCCUGUCACCUGGGACCGGUCUCAAUCGUUGCUUUCAGAAUUAUAAGCACUCGUUGGGCAUGUAUGUUGUUGGCAGGGCCCCGAGAUUAUACAAAUCUUAUAUGAUGUUGAAGGGAGAAUAUAUACAAAUACGUAUAUUUUCAUUUGUGCAGAAGGCAAAGGCUUGUAAUGGCAGCCGCAGCGGCUCCUGGUCCGUCACUGCGAAGCUUGCUGUUUGAUUUUGGGAAUUGUUGCCGAAAUGUUUAUUGAUAAAAUAUCAACAGCAGCGCAGAUAAUUCUUAACAUAGGGAGUGCCUUAUCGAAAGUAAUUAUUUUCUGCAUCAAACGCACCCACACACACAUACACUCACACAUUUUUGCGCAGUAUUUUUGUUUAAUUGACAUCUCGUACGAUUUUCCACAACUUCCGCAGCUCAAAUUCUGAUCAAAUAAUACAAACAUACAUACGUGCAACGUGCAACAAUAAGUCAUGAAAUUGCGAAUUUAUGUCAUCGUCACCCAUUAAUAAUAUUACAUACAUACAUGCAUACAUAAAUGUGAAAUGUUCCCUAAUGCAAAAACAACUACAAUGCAGACUUGCAGACUUUUUACGCGCAACAAUCAAUAGCUUAACGGAUUUUUUACAAAUCAUAUUUUUUACAAUUUAUAAAUUUGUUUACCAAAAACAAGAAGCGACAGCGAAGCUUCAUAAAAACAAUAAUCUUUAAACUGCGAAUAAAAUAAACAUGUUAUUGCAAGCAUAAACACAUUGAGAAUUGAGCGGAAAAUAACUGCUAAGGAAUAAAAAAGUGGUUCCUCAAAAAAAAUAAAAAAAAUAAAAAAGAGUUUAUAGUUGUUGAGCAAAAUCUCCAUAUUGAUGGUUAACUUUUCCGAAAAAAUUUUCAAUUAAUAAAUAUAUUGAUAUAUUGUCAUUCCAAAGCGUAGUCAAUUUAUAGCAUUAGGCAACUCUGCGCUCUCUUAUGACUACUUCGUUUCGUCAAUACAGUGAGGCUGAAGUCAAAAGGCAAAAUAUUCAUCUUUAAUCUUACUUGUACUAAAUAUUGGAUAGUCGAAAAAGUCUUUUGGUAAAAAAAUAAGUUAAAUUUUGCUAAGAAAUACGAAAAUACUUUCUCGACUACCAAUAUUUGUUGUAUGUAUGUAUAACAGUUUAAAAGCAGGCGAAAAUAGUUUUUUUUACCGAUAUCCGGCUGAAAUGCUCAAUAUAAUAGGUUACCAGAGCUAAAAGUAAAUUUUAAUCUUGAAACUUUAACUUGCUAAGUAAUUGUGAGUGCGAACAAUUCUAUUGACUUAGGGUAACUGACAGCAACAAAAACAUUCUGAAAUGAUUUCUCUCUUUCUUAUUCGAAGAAAUUAAUGAAAAAUGAAGAAAUUUACUUGGAAUUUAUAUAUACUAUCUCUUACUGAAACAUUUUGCUAAUAAACGCGUGACUCAUGUGAGGUUAAACUGCCUUAUACCCGAAGUUGUGAGAUAAAUUCUUUAUCCGGAAACACAAAAGUUGUCUUUUCUAGUAUUUUAGCCGCUGUAAAAGCUAUAUGUUUGACUACCACUGUAAUAAUUUGAGUCUAUUACUAGCGAAACUUUGAGAAUUAAAGAACAACUUAAUUAGAAAUAAAUGCUGAGCUUUGAAAUUUGAAUUCAUGGAUACAUUGGAGGAUUAUACACGUAUCAUCGAACUGCUUCAUAACAAUGACGGAAAAUCCAGUUAAACAAAAAUCAAAAUAAACUAAAUAAUUAGUACUUAACCAAAAAGUGUUUGAUGUUGAGAAAAGCUCAUGAGUUCAAAGGUUUUACAAAAAUAAAUAACCAAAUACAAAAAUACAUCUACAUACAUAUGUAUAUAGCAGAUAAUACUAAGAUCUCUCUGAUUUUAUUGCUAGUGAACUUGUUUGUGCAACCGCCUUAAACACACAAACUGAUCCUCAUUUCAAUAAACAAAAAUAAUUUUAGCAUCAAUUUUUAAUUUGUGACUUUACAGGCACUCAAAACUAUGUAUUCGAGCUCAGCAGCAUUAAGAGAUACUAAUAUGCUGGCCCCUCGAAAUAAUUUAUAAAAACCCUCUCAUGCAAUGAAAUUCCUGUAUUUUCGCAAUUUAUUUCCGAUAUUCAAAAACCCAUUCUCAAUAUGUAUCUCUUAUAACCUGAAUUCCCAGCCACUUCGACAAUACCUUUUCAAAAAUUUUCGUUCGAUUUCUGAUCUUUGCUGAUGAUGGAUCUAAGAUCUUGAUGAUCCUUUUCCUAUGUUUUGGUUUUCGCUUGAUUUAAUGCGUUCUGUACAGUUAAAAGAAAAGAAAUUUUCAGAUUUUUGUCGGAGAACACUUUUAAAUUUUUUGAUUCGAAAAUUUUAACCCUUAAGAUGGGUUAAUCGAAAAAAAAAUCGAUUUUUGACCACAAUUACGAUCUUAAAUUGUUAAAUUAAAAGUUGAGAGCUAGUCUACCGGCUGCUUCUGCGGUAGAGUACGCAUGUAUUCAAUUUGUCGCUCACCAUAUACUUAUAUCCAUUGAACUCAGCUGUCAUUUGCAUACUUUUUCGUUACGGAAUGACCGUACCCAUUUUGACGCCGCUAUAAUGCCGGUUGAUCCAGAGAACAUAAAACAAUGAGAAGGUGCAGAUUCGAAAGCGAACAUUUGUAAAUUUUUUUAUGAUCGUUUUGCCUCCUCCUCAACAUUAUUUUUACACACUAAUUAAUAUAUUACUUGACUUCUUGACUUGAUUUCUACAGCUUUCAACUUAGUGCUGCAAUUCUCAAUUGUCGAAUCCUUUAAAAAAUGUUACGCUCUGAAAAUUACGAGUGCCUGUAAAGGAGAUACAAAAUACUUUUUAGCAUAGCCAAACGUUUUUAAUCGCUUUUAUCGCCUCUCCAAGCAACGACCUGACGGCAUUUUACAUUAACGCAUUUUUACAACAACAAAAAUACAUUUUAACGUGCUUAAUAUUCCAUAUUUACUGGCUCUUAAAUCUAGAAGGUAUAAUAUUUUUCUAAAAUCAGUUUCUCUACUAAAGUAGACACUUAAUACACUUAUGCUAGACACUAUAUACCAGUCCACAAAUACAGUUAAACCGUUACAUAUAAGAAUUGAUCUCUUGACAGCUUAGCGUUUUUUAGCGUAGCAAUGAAAUGUUAAACGCUCGCAAUAAUCGCAAUAUUGAUAAGGCGAGAUUAUUUGCAGCAAAGCAUUAAUUAAUUACAUACAUACAUAUAUAGUAUAGGUGGCAGUAUGUGCUUGCAUACAUAUCUCUCCACAUUUGCUCGUAUUAUAUACUAUUAUAUCCUUAGGUAUACAACAUUUGUCGACAUCAUCAGCGGAAAUUUAAAUUGAUGUUAUAAUUACAUACAUACAUACAUUUAUAUUAUAUGCUAUAUUAUGCUCUAUUUUAUUGUACCAUAUAUAUAUUCGCGAACAUAUAUAGACAUUAGUACGAUGAUUACUUCAAAUAUGGGGUAUAUGUAAAAUCAUCCUUGUAUGUACAUAUAAAUUUAUAAUGUAUGGUCAAUGCCAUUUAUUAUACGAGUAUUCUCAUUUGCCCUUGACCUUUCUUCAUGCAUACUUAUCAGCAUAUUUAUUUGAAAAAUCCCGUUUUGCGGUUGAUUCAAAAUUCUAGUUAAUAAUUAUGAAGCAACACACUCCAUUUACAUAUAAAUAUAUUUAAUCUUAUAAGUAUACUUAUGUAUGUGUACAAAUGUACAUGUACUCGAAUCUUGGUUUCUUGGCGACAAAAAUUAAAGCAAAAAAAAAAAAAAUUCAAAAAA
This is a messenger RNA of Bactrocera neohumeralis, 9248 nucleotides long. RefSeq names its product activated Cdc42 kinase-like (gene Ack-like). The record is from RefSeq and is a predicted model, not a curated record. Gene Ontology annotation, biological process: protein phosphorylation. Gene Ontology annotation, molecular function: protein tyrosine kinase activity; ATP binding; protein binding. NCBI's taxonomy places the organism in Eukaryota, Metazoa, Arthropoda, Insecta, Diptera, Tephritidae. The transcript has 11 exons. The coding region runs from base 383 to 5200 and encodes 1605 amino acids.